CUCUUCUGGUCUAAUAGCUUGGCGGAGCUUCUAGGGACUUCUUUGGCGCGGAGCAUUGUGGGCUAUCUGGGCGUCCGGAACACGGAGAACAGAGUAGCGGGCCACUGGAGAAGUUCCAAAAUGAUGCCCACUCCAGUUAUACUGUUGAAAGAGGGGACUGACAGCUCCCAAGGCAUCCCUCAGCUUGUGAGUAACAUCAGUGCCUGCCAGGUGAUUGCUGAGGCUGUAAGAACCACCCUAGGUCCCCGUGGCAUGGACAAGCUUAUUGUAGAUGGCCGAGGCAAAGCAACAAUUUCUAAUGAUGGGGCCACGAUUUUGAAACUUCUUGAUGUCGUCCAUCCUGCAGCAAAGACUUUAGUGGAUAUUGCUAAAUCCCAAGAUGCUGAGGUUGGUGAUGGCACCACCUCAGUAACGCUGCUGGCUGCAGAGUUUCUGAAGCAGGUGAAACCAUACGUGGAGGAAGGUUUGCACCCCCAGAUCAUCAUCCGAGCUUUCCGCACAGCGACACAGUUGGCAAUUAACAAGAUCAAAGAGAUUGCUGUGACUGUGAAGAAGCAAGAUAAAUUGGAGCAGAGGACGCUGCUGGAGAAGUGUGCCAUGACAGCGCUGAGCUCCAAGCUGAUCUCCCAGCAGAAAGCCUUUUUUGCUAAGAUGGUUGUUGAUGCCGUGAUGAUGCUUGAUGAUUUGCUGCAGCUUAAAAUGAUUGGAAUCAAGAAGGUACAGGGUGGAGCCCUAGAGGAGUCUCGGCUGGUUGCAGGUGUUGCAUUCAAGAAGACUUUCUCUUAUGCUGGGUUUGAAAUGCAGCCUAAAAAGUACAAUAACCCCAUGAUCGCCUUAUUAAAUGUUGAACUUGAGCUGAAAGCUGAGAAAGACAAUGCUGAGAUCAGAGUCCACACAGUGGAGGAUUAUCAGGCAAUCGUUGAUGCUGAGUGGAACAUUCUUUAUGACAAGUUAGAGAAGAUUUAUAAUUCUGGAGCCAAAGUUAUUUUGUCCAAACUCCCUAUUGGAGAUGUGGCCACCCAGUACUUCGCUGACAGGGACAUGUUCUGUGCCGGCCGUGUGCCUGAGGAGGAUUUGAAGAGGACAAUGAUGGCCUGUGGAGGCUCAAUCCAGACCAGUGUGAAUGCUCUCUCAGCAGAUGUGCUGGGCCGCUGCCAGCUGUUUGAAGAGACCCAGAUUGGAGGUGAAAGGUACAAUUUCUUCACUGGCUGCCCCAAGGCCAAGACUUGCACCUUCAUCCUCCGCGGUGGUGCUGAACAGUUUAUGGAGGAGACAGAGCGGUCUCUACAUGACGCCAUCAUGAUCGUCAGGAGGGCCAUCAAGAAUGAUUCAGUGGUGGCUGGUGGUGGAGCUAUCGAGAUGGAGCUGUCUAAGUACCUGCGGGAUUAUUCAAGGACUAUCCCAGGAAAACAGCAGCUACUGAUUGGGGCGUAUGCCAAGGCCUUGGAGAUUAUUCCACGCCAGCUAUGUGACAAUGCUGGCUUUGAUGCCACAAACAUCCUGAACAAACUGCGGGCCCGGCACGCCCAGGGAGGCAUGUGGUAUGGGGUAGACAUCAACAAUGAGGACAUUGCUGACAACUUCGAAGCCUUCGUGUGGGAGCCAGCUGUGGUGCGGAUCAAUGCCCUCACAGCAGCCUCCGAGGCUGCAUGCCUCAUCGUGUCCGUUGAUGAGACCAUCAAGAACCCCCGCUCCACCGUGGAUGCUCCUCCAGCAGUGGGCCGGGGCCGAGGCCGCCUGCCUUGAGACAUCCUGCCCGUCACGCUGGCAGCUGGCUGCAAGUGUGCUUGCCAUCGCUGGCUUGGUUCAUUGGUAUUUUGAAGAAGUGGUAGUAAUUGGUCUGCUCUGUUCUCACUGGAGGUUAUUUAAAUAAAACUGAAGACUUAGACUUAA
Chinchilla lanigera (long-tailed chinchilla) is the source of this 1893-nucleotide messenger RNA. It is a transcript of the gene Cct7, whose product is annotated as chaperonin containing TCP1, subunit 7 (eta). Gene Ontology annotation, biological process: protein folding. The transcript is spliced from 12 exons. Gene Ontology annotation, cellular component: chaperonin-containing T-complex. Lineage: Eukaryota; Metazoa; Chordata; Mammalia; Rodentia; Chinchillidae. Gene Ontology annotation, molecular function: ATP binding; ATP hydrolysis activity; ATP-dependent protein folding chaperone. The coding region runs from base 121 to 1746 and encodes 541 amino acids. The record is from RefSeq and is a predicted model, not a curated record.